Molecule: messenger RNA, 478 nt
Organism: Melanaphis sacchari
Lineage: Eukaryota; Metazoa; Arthropoda; Insecta; Hemiptera; Aphididae
Product: coiled-coil-helix-coiled-coil-helix domain-containing protein 1
Exons: 1
Coding region: 50-415 (121 amino acids)
Biological process (GO): mitochondrial translation
Cellular component (GO): nucleoplasm; mitochondrion; mitochondrial ribosome
Molecular function (GO): RNA binding
Source: RefSeq, a predicted model, not a curated record
UUUUAAAUUUAAUAGUUAACUAUAGUAUUUGUAUAAUAAUUACUUAAAUAUGCGUUUAAACAACAUUUUGAAUUAUCGCGAUAUGCGCCGAUAUACAAAAAAUCCACUUGAAGUGAAAUUUGAAGAACUGUUGCCGCUUAAAUUGAAAAAUAAAGUAUCUGGCAAAGGAGAUAGAUCCAAAGAACGUGCAUGUGUUCAUGAAAUAUCUGUUAUGUUUGCCUGUUUCAAAAAAAAUGAAUUUGACCAAGCUCGCUGUUCAGAUGAAAUAACCAAGUUUCAAGCAUGUGCUACUAAAAAUUAUGCUGACAAGUUCAAAAGAAAACAAGACAGGCAAGAAGGAAAUAUUUCGUUGGGGAAGGAUAAUCUUACACCUAGAGAAAUCAAUUAUCUUCUGAAAAAAUAUCCAAAUCCGUAAAAUUUGUAUUUAGGUAUAUAGGACUUAUGUGUAGCUAUUUAAACUUAAAUAUUUAUUUAAAAU